Cooperia oncophora is the source of this 1188-nucleotide messenger RNA. The record is from the annotation of a GenBank genome assembly. Lineage: Eukaryota; Metazoa; Nematoda; Chromadorea; Rhabditida; Trichostrongylidae.
AUGGCAAUACUAUGCUGGAUGGCACGAGCUAUGGCUGAGUUGGGUGUAGAACAAGCUGUUCAUGGCUUGUCAGCUUGGGCUCGCCGCGUCUAUCAUAUCGAGAUGCCAUUCUUAGCCGCCAUUGCCGAGAUAGCUGCAGCAAGGUAUGAGCGAUCCCUGGUUCUCCUUCGGAAGUGCAUUGAAGACGACACCCUGUCAGAGACAUUCCGUGGAAUGCUUAGAGAUAUUGCAGUCCUGUCAGAUUUAGCAGCAUCGUUCCUUGUAGAAAAUGGGGAAACUUAUGAUGCUGGUGAACGUCUUCGCCUUGGUAGGCAACUGGCGUUGUGGGCAGAGAGACUUGGAUGCUCAAGUCCUGCACAUCUGCAUCUGCCGUUGGCUAAAUUGGCUAGAAAGACAGGCAAUCCGAUGUUGGCUGGUGUUCAUCUGCACAAAGCCAGUAACAAUCCAGUGCUCAUCAAUAACAGUCCAGUACUGAACAGCUUAAAGGUCGCAGUACAAGGAACGAAAAUGAUGUGGGAAAUCGCAUCACCGGAACAACGGGCUCGAAGUUUUGUGACUGUAUUCGCAACACUUCAAGGAGGCUAUGAAAUGAUGUGCCAUUCCUAUCAAGUUAUCGCUGCCAACGUAAAUAUGGAAGUUCCACCACCGUUUGAAGGCAUGAAUGGUUUUGUGAAUGGAUUUGGUCCUAUAGCAGUUCCAUACGGUGUACCUCCGCCAAAUGUCGGCAUUUUAUCACCAGCAUCUUCUACGGCUCUCGGGGAAGAGAUGUCCCGCACUUGCCUACGUCUCUCAAAUUGGCUCGUCGAUAGUCCACAGUUAGUCUCGGCAAUCCCUCCUGAGUGCCGUCAGUCUCGCCUAUGGAUGCGACUGGAAGCAACUGGUCGUGAGAUGAUGGGUUGUGACCUGGUCGGGAGUCUCCUAGCUGUUGCCACAGAAGUCGCUCCUACUCUUGGUAAAGCCCAUCGUAAACUAGGUGAUUGGGCGUUUAAUUCGGCUGAAACUGCCGAUAACGAAAAGGAUAGGCUGCUAUUUUCUAAGAAUUAUCGAGUGCUUCUCGGCGAUAACGUGUCCGACGCGGCUUUGGAUGGAUUGUGGAAAGCUUUGAACACGGCGAAUUCGGUUGCCCAUCUGAGGGAAAGUGUGCUAGCAGUGAUGCCAAACGAUCUCAUCAUAGCUGAAAGUUAUUAA